This is a messenger RNA of [Torrubiella] hemipterigena, 4368 nucleotides long. The record is from the annotation of a GenBank genome assembly. NCBI's taxonomy places the organism in Eukaryota, Fungi, Ascomycota, Sordariomycetes, Hypocreales, Clavicipitaceae.
CGGCAGAAGUGGAGGGCGUCGUUGACUUACACCAGCUCCAGGGUAGUCACCUGACAACACGAUUCGGCUGACUAAGGAUUUUGACCGCGAUGUGCUCCAGCCUUUCCAGACGACCUUAGGUGGCAGAAAAAAGCUACGCCGAAGCUUUUGUCGGCAUCCAGCAAACCGCGACGACGUUAGCUCUUCCUCCCUCCCCGCCCCCUCAAGUCAAUUUUUCUAUACUUGCCAGCUAUUGGUAUAUGGAGCCGCGCAGGCUUACUGCGCAUACGGGGAUAUAAGCCAUGGCGACCACAUCCAACAUGUUCAUGUACUCCCUGACGAUCCAGCCACCGUCCGCCGUCAUCCAAGCAAUCGUUGGUCACUUCUCGGGAACCAAAGAACAGCAAAUUGUCACGGCAUCUGGGUCGCGACUGACGCUAUUGCGACCAGACCCGAACUUGGGAACUGUCCAGACUCAUCUCGAACAGGAUGUCUUCGGCAUCAUCCGCUCCAUUGCCGCCUUCCGACUCGCUGGCACGACCAAGGACUAUCUCAUCCUUGCUACUGAUUCCGGUCGAAUUGCGAUUGUUGAAUACUCCCCGGCGCAAAAUAGAUUCAACAAGAUUCAUCUGGAGACAUUCGGCAAGUCGGGUAUCCGCCGCGUUGUCCCAGGACAAUACCUCGCAGCCGAUCCCAAGGGUCGCGCAUGCCUGAUUGCCUCUGUCGAGAAGAACAAGUUGGUCUAUGUUCUAAACCGAAACUCACAAGCCGAACUUACCAUUUCCUCGCCUCUCGAAGCACACAAGCCUGGCGUGCUAGUUCUCGCCAUGACGGCCCUAGAUGUUGGCUACGCUAACCCGGUCUUCGCGGCGAUCGAAAUUAACUAUACCGAUGUCGACCAAGACCCGACGGGCGAAGCUGUCGAGGAAACGGAGACACAGCUGGUAUACUAUGAGCUAGACUUGGGUCUUAACCACGUUGUUCGCAAAUGGUCAGAACCUGUCGACUCGACAUCAUCCAUGUUGUUCCAAGUGCCUGGAGGCAACGAUGGCCCUAGCGGUGUCCUUGUUUGCGGUGAAGAAAACAUUACGUACAAACACUCCAACCAGGACUCUUACCGAAUUCCAAUCCCCCGACGACGUGGAGCAACCGAGGACCCGCAAAGAAAACGAAGUAUUGUGUCUGGCGUAAUGCACAAGCUCAAGGGCAGUGCUGGCGCAUUUUUCUUUUUGCUUCAGAGCGACGAUGGAGAUUUAUUCAAGGUCACACUAGACAUGCUACAAGAUGAUGAUGGAAACUUGACAGGCGAGGUUGCCCGACUAAAGAUCAAAUACUUCGACACUAUCCCUGUUUCAACGAGUCUCUGCAUUCUUAAGAGCGGUUUCCUUUUUGCCGCUUGCGAAUUUGGAAACCACCACUUCUAUCAGUUUGAAAAGCUAGGCGAUGAUGACGACGAGCUUGAAUUCAGCAGCGACGACUUUAAGGCCGACCCGACGGCACCAUACGACCCAGUCUACUUUUACCCCCGAUCUCUCGAGAAUUUGGCCUUGGUAGAGAGUGUCAAUGCGAUGAACCCUCUGAUGGACUGUCAAGUGGCUAACCUCGCCCGCGAAGAAACUCCGCAAAUCUAUUCGGUCUGUGGUAACGGUGUACGAAGCUCUUUCCGAACCUUGCGCCACGGUCUUGAGGUGAACGAACUGGUUGAUUCCGAACUCCCGGGCACACCGGCUGCUGUCUGGACUACGAAGCUCACGAGCAGCGACGAAUUUGAUGCAUAUAUUGUGCUUUCGUUUGCGAACGAGACAAUGAUUCUUAGCAUUGGUGAGACCGUCACUCAAGUCACAGAUUCUGGUUUCUUGUCGUCUGUUCCCACCCUGGCUGUCCAGCAAGUGGGUGAAGACAGCUUGAUCCAAGUUUAUCCUAAAGGCAUCCGACAGAUCCGAAACGGACAAGUUAACGAAUGGUCUGCACCCCAACAUCGCUCCAUUGUUGCAGCCGCUACAAACGAGAGACAGGUCGCCAUUGCCCUCAGUUCCGGUGAAAUCGUCUAUUUCGAAAUCGACAGCGACGGCUCAUUAGCCGAAUAUGAAGAUAAGAAGGAGAUGCAAGGAACAGUUACUUGCUUGAGUUUAGGUCAGGUUCCUGAAGGUCGCUUAAGAAGCUCAUUCCUGGCUGUUGGCUGUGACGAUUGUACCGUCAGAGUUCUCAGCCUUGAUCCCGAGUCUACUCUAGAGAGUAAAUCCGUUCAGGCUCUGACUGCUGCCCCAUCGGCACUUUGCAUCAUGCCUAUGGAUGAUUCGUCAUCCGGUGGCAUGGCCCUCUUCCUACACAUCGGCUUGAACUCGGGUGUCCACUUGCGAACAGUAUUGGACGAGGUUACUGGCGAAUUGUCCGACUCUCGACUUAAAUUCUUGGGACCCAAAGCUGUCAAGCUGUUUGAAGUUAGCGUGAAGCAAAAGAAAUGUGUCCUUGCACUUAGCUCCUCUCCAUGGCUUGGAUAUGCCGAUCCAAUUACUGGCGGCUUCAUGAUGACACCGCUCGUAUACCCUGAGCUAGAAUGGGGUUGGAGCUUCACCAGCCAGCAGUGUGAAGAGGGCAUUGUUGGUAUUCAAGAAAACUUCCUGCGCAUCUUUUCGGUCGAAAACCUACGAAAGAACAUGAUACAAAAGUCAACAACACUCACAUAUACACCACGAAAACUCCUCAAACACCCCGAGGAGUCAUUCUUUUACAGUAUUGAAUCCGAAAACAAUACACUGGAACCAAAGCUGAGAGAGCAACUUCUCGGCGAUCCCAAUUUGACCAAUGGUGAUACCAAGGUUCUACCCGCUGAAGAAUUUGGCCACCCCAAGGGUCGCGGACGAUGGGCCUCGUGUAUUAAUGUUAUCGAUAUGACUGACGGAGAACCUUCUGUUGUUAAGACUAUUGAUUUUGAAGGAAAUGAAGCCGCCGUCAGCGCCGCUGUUGUCUCGUUUACGAGCCAAGAUAGCGAAAGUUUCUUGCUGGUUGGUACUGGCAAAGACAUGGUUCUCAACCCUCGAGCGUCAUCUGAGGGCUACAUUCACGUCUAUAGAUUCCAAGAAGGCGGCAAAGACCUCGAAUUUAUCCACAAGACGAAACUCGGUGAACCCCCAACCGUACUACAUCCCUUCCAGGGCCGUGUCCUCGUGGGUCUCGGCAAAGCGGUACAGAUCUACGACCUGGGAAUGAGACAAAUGCUACGAAAAGCACACGCCGAGUUAGCCUCACAGCUCAUCGUGUCGUUGGAGUCCCAAGGUAACCGUAUCGUUAUUGGUGAUGUUCAGCAGGGUGUCACCAUGGCCGUAUACAAGCCUGAUACAGGCAAGAUUAUGGCGUUUGUCGAUGACAACCUUGCCCGAUGGACUACAUGCACAACCAUGGUCGACUACGAAACUGUCGCCGGUGGUGACAAAUUUGGAAACCUUUGGAUCGUUCGCUGCCCCGAGAAGGCUAGUUUGGAAGCCGACGAGCUUGGUUCUGAGAACCACCUUAGCAACGGCCGCCAAUAUCUGCAUGGUACUGCGAACCGUGUCAACCUCAUGGCACAUGUCUAUGUUCAAGAUAUUCCUACGAGCAUUCACAAGACUAGUCUGGUUGUCGGUGGACAGGACAUCGUUGUUUGGUGUGGUCUGCAAGGUACCAUUGGUGCUUUGAUUCCUCUUCAGAGCCGCGAGAAUGUCGACUUCUUCCAAAGCCUAGAGAUGCAUAUGCGCACUGAGGAUCCUCCCUUGGCUGGCCGUGACCACCUGAUGUACCGGGGCUACUAUGCACCUGUCAAGGGCGUCAUUGAUGGUGAUCUGUGUGAGCGAUUUGCACUGCUUCCCAAUGACAAGAAGCAAGUGAUUGCUGGUGAGCUGGAUCGAUCAGUGCGAGAGAUUGAGCGCAAGAUUUCGGAUUUGCGAUCUCGCUCGGCGUUUUAAAUGGAGAUUGGAUUUCUGGCUGUAUGAUUACUCUUUUUUGGUAUCUGGUGAUAUUUUGAUACGUUUUGAUUGCGGAUUUUAUAUUGGUGGCGGAAGGAUGCUGAAUCCAGGUACUGGCCAUUGCAUAGUAAGGCGUUUAUUAACGAGAUGUACCCCAAAAAUAAGAUGUGGAAAAUGCGUACUCGCAGUGGGUUAGAAAAGCAAUGUGAAAUAAAAGCACUAUACAAAAACACCUUCUGUAGCAUACAUUGAAUUGGCCACUACGGGUAAAUAGAGUACAGCACCGAUGACGCACGUAACAAUGGGUUGCUGCCCACUGUAAAGAGAAGCCUAAGCCCGCCUAACCACGCAGCCUCGCCUCCGCGGCGCGCCACCGGGUGGCAGUGCACCGCUCCACCGCCCAGGCCGUUCCCGGCGCUGUCGGCGGCAAAUUGUCGGCUUCCCCCAG